Molecule: messenger RNA, 1198 nt
Organism: Guillardia theta CCMP2712
Lineage: Eukaryota; Cryptophyceae; Pyrenomonadales; Geminigeraceae
Exons: 1
Coding region: 148-864 (238 amino acids)
Source: RefSeq, a predicted model, not a curated record
CCCUUUGCCUCCUUUUCUUGUUUUCCCUUCCCCUAUUCCUUCCCACGCAUUGCUAAAACUCAGCCAUUCCUCGGACAACUAUACACCAUUCAGAACAGGUUAGACUGAGGAUCAAGAACAAGCUUGCACAACAGUGCUGAUCAAACCAUGAACGGAAAAAGAAAUCGAAGUGAGUUGGAAGAUGACACACUAAAUAAAUGCCAGAAGAAAUUGAAAAGUAGCCACAAAGUAACUUUUGCUGGAGUUACCACCAGCCGGUCUGUAAUCAUAGAGGAGGAUCUUGAAGACGAAAACAAGAUUUCGAUAGAGCGAAUCUGCCAAGUUUCGGAACCUCAUCAUCAGGAGAAAUGCAAAAUAAUCGACAACAUGAUGUUCACAAAGAAGCAAGACGGGCCUGCAGAUGCACAGGUCAUUGUGUUGAAGCUGCUCGAGGGGUUGGUGAAGAGGAAGAUAAACAACGCCUCUGACGUCUUAAAAUGUGUGAUUACAUGCCUGCUGAGGAAGAACAUGCCGAUCGAUGCAAAGAAAGAAAACGAUAAGGACGGGGUGGACGAGAUGAGCGAUGACAUUCUAUGGUGCGUUGGAAAGGGGCUGGCAAGCACUGGGCUGUUCGAGCAAGUAGCGGAUCGCCUCAAGUCAAUAGCUACGCGUGUCAAGGCAAACAAGAUCGUUGGAAUCCUUCCUGGAACAACAAGGUUGGACGCAACGUUUCUUGAGCCCCUGAAGUUCUUGUACAUCCACGUCAAGAAAUGUGGGUAUUACCUGGAGAAGUCAAGGACUUCUGUUAGCGAGACUCCGACAUUGCCCACGUUCUGCGGUCACCCUGACGUGAUGGAAAGGAAGACUAUUGUGAUUGCACAUUAGAAGACUCGUACGAGUUCCUAAAGCCUUAACGGUUGCUGGAAGCCUGACUUUGGAGAAAGUUUUCAAGUUUCGUUUUCAAACAUUUUUUCUCAGACAAACUUCUGUAUUUUCACAUGCCUACUACAAACUUUGAAAGUUGUAAUUUUACCAUGAUAAAUUCAUCUCGAAGUACUGCAAUGGCCGACACAACGACAGUGACGGUGGCAUCAUUCAUCAUCUCAAUUUCAUAGCAUCCAAAGUUUCAGUAUCACUUCAAGUCAACUCGUAGCGCUACGGUACCGUACGAAGUGCCAAACCCUAAGCCUUUUUAUUCAAAGUGAAGUUAAAAACCAGU